Messenger RNA from Coregonus sp. 'balchen', 17012 nucleotides. NCBI's taxonomy places the organism in Eukaryota, Metazoa, Chordata, Actinopteri, Salmoniformes, Salmonidae. The record is from the annotation of a GenBank genome assembly.
AUGGGUUCAGGUAAGAAACAGUUUAUAAAGUAACGACUAGACUAACAUGUUCAUACCCCUCUAGGAUUAAAGAUAUAUCACAUUGAUUUGCCUUAUGUGGACAAAUUUACAGAAUGUCCCUUCCAUCUCUCUCUAUCUCUCUCUCUCUCUCUCUCAGGUGAUGAGCUGCCCUGUGACAUGAGAAUUCCCUCUGACAAGCAGGACAAGCUGCACGGCUGUUUGGAGCACCUUUUCAACCAGGUGCACCAUCUUUACCAUUACAUGAUCUUUUCCACAAUACUACCUUUACCAUUACCUCUGUACAGUCAGUAUCAAUGGCGUUGUCAAUCUGUUCACUCUGUUUUGUAUGCCAUGCUUUUGUUAAUAAACUGUUAAGAUACUGUUCUGCACUAAUAUUAUACACGCACACCUUUUCCAUUAGCCCUCAGAAACAUUUGGCACAGAUCAUGUUAAUAGUAAUCAGUCUAGUAUACAUCUGUAGUGCAUUACCUUGUUUUGCUAUCUCUCCAUUCUCCUCUCUUUGUCAUCAUGUCUUUCUCACUCUUUCUCUCUACACACAAUCACACACACACACACAGACGUGUGUCCCUCCUUGCAUCUCCUCUUACCGACAUCACAUGCCCUUUGACCUCUCCCAUACUCCCCAAGGGACACCACCAUUUUGUCUUCCGUCGAUUUCCUGGGUCCUAGUUUCCUGUUGUUGCUGUUGUUGACAGACUGAGGCCAGUCUCUGUGUGUUGAGGUCUGACUGGUUGUGACUGUCAUCUGCAGGUGGACUCCAUCAACAGCCUGCUCAAAGGGCCCAUCAUGACCAAGGCCUGCGAGGAAACCAAGCACUUUCACCCCGACCACACUAAGCCAGGUACCAGCUACAUUUAGUGUGUGUGAGUGUAAGACAUGUCUGAGUGUAUGUUUGUUUAGAGAGAGAGACAUGUUAGGGUAUCACUGAGAAUGUGUGUGUAUAGAUGUGUGAAGUGUUAUACUGAAGAAUUCUCAUAGCAUUUAUAUUGGUAAUUAACUAAAUAAUUGACACCCCCUGUUUUCGGAGCAGAGUUCCGUCACACUGAGGACUGGACGGUGCGCUGUCACAACAUCAUCAACAAGAACAUCCAGGAGGACCCUUGGAACCUGCCCAGCUCUAUUAUGACUCUGGUGGAGAGCCUGCAACGAUUUGUGGACGGUCAGUAAAACAAAAACACACAUGUGUAACAAAUGCACACACCGCAGAAACCCACGUGGAACACACCCAUCACGCAAACACACACACACAAACACACACAAACACACACAGACACAGCAGAAACACAUGUGUAUCACUCAGGUAAUAAAAUCCUCCUUGUUCUGUAGAUGGGAAGAACCAGCUGCUUCUGGCCCUGCUCAAAUGUACAGGUAAGCCUUAUGUCAGAUCUGUCUGUCUCUCUCUCUCUGUUUGUGUGUGUGAGAGAGAGAGAGAGCUCCUUUGAAGUGUGCCUUGCCAUAUGGCAGUUGUUAAUGGCCCUGUCCUUAUGAAUGAGCCACCCUAAUUGAGCAGAUUGUAAACCCCCGGGCUGUGUUUGAUUAGAGUUUACACACCACUCUGAGGUGGAAGGUUAGAAAAGACUUGGCUUUAUCCAGGUUGAUUAGAUGAUUGAUUGAUUCUCUUACUUCUCUGAGGGACCGGACAGAGGCAGUAUUUCUGUCAGUGUGUUGGGUUGAGAGUAAUAACGGUUGUCAAAAUCCUGUCAACCGUCCGUCUCAUGUGCCCUCUUUCACUCCUUCUUUUACCCUCCCCUCCUCUCUAUCAUUGUCUAUCACUCUAUCAUAUCCUCUUUCUUUCUCAAUUACCCCCUCCCUUACCUCUCUUUCUCCAACCUAUCUCCCACCUCUUUCCAUUAUACUCCUCUCCUCUCUCUCUCAACCCCACCCCUCCCCCUGUCUAAUUACUUGUAUAGUCCCCUUCCUUCCAUAUGGUUUGUAUGUUGCUGUUUUUUAAAUGUCCUGUGAAGAGUUUAUAUGAAGCAAAGCUAAUUUCUGUGAAAACAGACACUAAACAGACAAUUAUUUCCCCCUCCCUCCCCCUCUCUCCCACUCCCCUCGGCCCCAGAUACGGCUCUGCAGCUGCAGCGGGACGUGAUCUUCUGCCAGAGUGCGGCGGGCGCUGUGUGCACGCUGGCCGAGCAGCUCCUGGCGGCGCUGCGGGCGCGCUUCAACAACGCUGGCGAGUACGAGGAAGACUGCAAGGACACAAGCCGAAAGUGGCUGGAGCAGGCGGCUGCCAUCGGCGUGCUGCUCAACUUCCAGGCAACGCUGGCGCCCCACGUGGUAAGAGCCAGUACUGUGGAGAAAGAAUAUCCAGAUACUGUGAAGAAUAGCCAAAUACUGUUAGAAAUAACCGAAUACUGUAAAAGAACAAGCGUCAGAAUGAAGAGAUGCUGAUUAACAGAAGACUUUAAACAUUACUGCUGUGUUAUUUAUUUCCCUUUCGCCUAUCAGCAGACCUGACUCAAAUACUUGACUUGAGCUUGACCAAUAAUAUGGAACCCAUUUCAUUUUUAUAUAACCUUUUGGUAGCACUUUAUAACAACUCCAUGUAAUAAAGCAUUUAUAUUGGAUUAGUAAAUAGUUUAUUCAUCAUGCAUUAAUCAUUACUCCCACAUUUAUAAAUGUAUGUAACCUAGUUAGUCACACACUUAUAAACAACUUUUAACGUAUUUAAUAAUGAUUCCUAAGACCAUUCAUUAGAUGUUUAAUAUAGGUCCUUAUAAACCAUUUACUAAUCAUUAGUUAAUUGUUUUUGCUUGGCCUCAUCUAAACUGUGGGCUAUUUAUAUUUUAUAUACAUUUCUACCUCAAUCACAUACACUUAGCUCAGCUGGUAGAGCACGGCACUUGUAACGCCAAGGUAGUGGGUUUGAUCCCCGGGACCACCCAUACACAAAAAUGUAUGCACGCAUGACUGUAAGUCGCUUUGGAUAAAAGCGUCUGCUAAAUGGCAUAUUAUUAUUAUUAUUAUUAUUAUUAUUAUUAUUAUUAUUACUAUAUAUACAAAAGUAUUUCAGCCACACCCGUUGACGACAGGUGUAUAAAAUCAAGCACACCGCCAGGCAAUCUCCAUAGACAAAUAUUGGCAGUAGAAUGGCCUUACUGAAGAGCUCAGUGACUUUCAACAUGGCACCGUCAUAGGAUGCCACCUUUCCAACAAGUCAGUUUGUAAAAUGUCUGCCCUGCUAGAGCUGCCCCGGUCAACUGAAAGGGCUGUUAUUGUGUAGUGGAAAUGUCUAGGAGCAUCAGCGGCUCAGCCGUGAAUUGGUGGGCCACAUAAACUCACAGAACCGGACCGCCGAGUGCUGAAGCCCGUAAAAAAUGUCUGUCCUCGGUUGCAACACUCACUACCAAGUUCCAAACUGCCUCUGGAAGCAACUUCAGCACAAUAACUGUUUGUCUGAGCUUAAUGAAAUGGGUUUCCAUGACUGAGCAGCCGCACGCAAACCUAAGAUCACCAUGUACAAUGCCAAGCGUCGGCUGGAGUGGUGUAGUCCCCUGUAGCUCAGUUGGUAGAGCAUGGUACUUGCAACGCCAGGGUUGUGGGUUCGUUUCCCACGGGGGGCCAGUAUGAAAAUGUAUGCACUCACUAACUGUAAGUCGCUCUGGAUAAGAGCGUCUGCUAAAUGACUAAAAUGUCAAAAUGUGUAAAGCUCGCCGCCAUUGGACUGGAGCAGUGGAAAUGUGUUCUUUGGAGUGAUUAGUCACGCUUCACUAUCUGGCAGUCCAAUGGAAAAAUCUGGGUUUGGCGGAUGCCAGGAGAACGCUACCUGCCCGAAUGCAUAGUGCCAACUGUAAAGUUUGGUGGAGGAGGAAUAAUGGUCUGGGGCUGUUUUUCAUGGUUCGGUCGAGGCCCCUUAGUUCCAGUGAAGAUAAAUCGUAAUGCUACAGCAUACAAUGACAUUCUAGAUGAUUCUGUGCUUCCAACUUUGUGGCAACAGUUUGGGGAAGGCCCUUUCCUGUUUCAGCAUGACAAUGCCCCCGUGCAGAAAGCGAGGUCCAUACAGAAAUUGUUUGUCGAGAUCGGUGUGGAAGAACUUGACUGGCCUGCACAGAGCCCUGACCUCAACCCCAACGAACAUCUUUGGGAUGAAUUGGAACGCUGACUGCGAGCCAGGCCUAAUCGCCCAACAUCAGUGCCCGACCUCACUAAUGCUCUUGUAGCUGAAUGGAAGCAAGUCCCCGCAGCAAUGUUCCAACAUCUACUGAGAUGUUCGAUGAGCAGGUUUCCACAGUAGUUAUAGUAGUAAUGAAGGAAUAAAAAUCCACUAGAGAAAAACUGUCCGGUCCGGCCAGCUGUUGUGUGUCUGCUACAUCUCCCUGAGUUAUGAUUGGUUUGCGUUUGCGAGGUUAACAACAUUAGCAAAACAUUCACAGUACAACUCUUUUUCAAGUUCUUGCAACAGUUUUUUCACAACAAUAAAAUGUGAAUAAAAUGUUAAAUAUAUUUCCUUUAACAUUCUGUGUUGUGUGCUUAUUCAGUUACCAUUGAUAUGUUCUAGAAUAUUUUUAUGAAUUGAGUAAUGGUUAAUAAAUUAUGAAUAAACGAUUUACUAAUCCAUUAUAAAUGCUUUAUUACAUGGAGUUAUUAGAAAGUGCUACCACAUUUUUAUUACCAGAUUGUUCCACUGAUGUCAAACGACCUCUCUCUUUCAAGGAAUACCUGGCUAGGCAGCUCCAGUAAAAACAUACACAAAAGAGUAAAGACAUACAUAAAAAACACAAUUCAAAACACAAAUACAGCAAAGUAACAUAGGCAUAUGACCACCAUGUAGAAAUGUUUAGCCAUCUAGUAACCAUCAAUAGAAUAGUGUAAGGGUGUACUUAUAAUGUCUCUGUACUGUUUUGAUCCAGAAAGAAGGGUGCCAUUGGCACACAGCUGUCUCCAUUGACCACUAGGCUAAAACAGUAAGCCCUGGGCCCAUAUGUGACCGAUCAGUUCGAUUCGGUCUUAUGUAGCAAAAUUUGAAAUUGUGGUUUUUACAUUGGAUAAAAGUAGAGCUAGAAAAUGGGGAAGUAAUUCUGCGUUUGGAAGUCGAUAAACUUUUGAGAAAAUGGCCCUUGAAUGUUUUGGUACACCUAUUGAAGAUCUCUUCUUUGUCUACACCCAUUCAGCGUUGUUCACACAGUCUUAAGCCUUAGCCCCACCCAUCUCUUUAACGAUUCACGUGUGAGGCCCGGGCCCCGACGUCGUGGAUGUCGAUUAAGAGGGGUUGGGUUAAAUGCGGAAAACACAUUUCAGUUGAAUGCAUUCAGUUGGACAAUUGACUAGGUAUCUCCCUUUCCCUUCCCAUGUGCUAAACAGAGUGAGUACGGUAAUGCACUAAACAACCAAAGAUUUCAAGAUUAAAGGCUGGUUUAUACUACCUCUAUCGAUGUCUGUAGACAGUUGUCGCAGUGACAUCAUGAACAUUGUCGUCCGACAUCAAACUUGUAGUCGUUAUGAAAAAGUAUAAACACAAAAAAGACAGGCUGCAUGACAUCCACAGCCUGGUGGUCCAAAAUAGCAUAGCUGGUGUAUUUUAACACCAAUAAACCCAUCCGUUUAAAAAUGAAUUUAGUAUAGGUCAAUCUAGCAAACCAGACAACUAAAAGCACAUUUCUAAACAAUGUUUUGGUUUGUUUCUAGUUUGUUAGCUUCAGCAUUUUUUCUCUCUCAUUAUUACAGGAAGAUAAACUCGCAACAAAUCAUUAUUUACAAGUUAAUGACGAGCUAAUUACAGAAAAUAGCUUAUGGUUGUGAGUGUGAUGAAAUAAAAGCAGGGCAUUCUACCGGAGAAUUUUAGAACUUGGACACUGCCUCGUUGGCCUAACGUUAUAUCCUAAUUUGACUUUGGUGCAGGUCAUGUAGUUCUUCACAUUACCAUCUCUGGUAAACACACACUAUAUCAAAUAAAAUCUAAGUUUAUUUGUCAAAUGCACUGGAUACAGAAGGUGUAAACGGUACAGUGAAAUGGUUACUUGCAUUGUGGAGUAUUUUGUUUAGACAUGUAGCUAGCUAGCUAAACAAUGAACCAUAAUCCCAACUCAUAAUGUUACUACCAUGCAUGUUCAAUGUUAGCUAGCUAGCUAACUUUAGGCUAUAACUAGCAAUUCAAAUGGCUUUCGGAGAUACUAAUGUUAUUACUUCACAGAUCAUACACGUAAAGUUAGCUGGCAAGCCAGCCAGCUAACGUUAGCUACCUAGCAAUGAAAAUGACUUUCUGACUAAAUUAGAAACGUAUAACAUCUGAAAAUGAAGCUAGCUAGACUAUCUUACUUCUAUACAUGGAUGAACACUGCAUUGUCUAGUUCAAUGAAAAUGUUUUUACCUAAAUCAGGGAUUUCCAUAUCUUCUGAUUUAUUUUCAGAGUCGGAGAGAGUCAGCAUGGCACGAUCGUCCUCCAGAAAGUGGAGAGCAUUAGCAACACUUUUGUAGUUCUUUGUGAUUUCUUUAAAAAAUCAGUGUUAGAAAGGAUUACCUACACAUACUGAGCAGCUCAUGUUAUAGACAGAAGCAUGCUACAUGGCAGCCCAAUCAGAACUCAUGUCUCGGCAUCCAUUAUCUCAGCCAAUCAUGGCUAGCAGGAAGGUUCCUGUCUUUUUUUCCCGACCAACUAUGCUCGUAAUUUAACAAUUUUAUUUGUAUUUAUAGAUGGCAUACAAGUUUGUUAUUAAGGCACAUGAAAGUGCCAGAAGGCAUUUCUGCCAAAAAACACAUUUUGAUAUGUGCCUCUCCUCUGAAGGAGUGACGUGCAACAUACGCCUAGUUUCCUGAAAUGAGUCACAUAUUCAGUAAGAGUCUCAGAAUAUGAGUGCCUAUCUAGGAUCAGGUCCCUCCUGUCCAUAUAAUCUUAUACAUUUUGAUCUAAAAGGCUAAACUGAUUCUAGAUCAGUACUCCUACUCUGAGACGCUUUCUGAAUAUGGUCACUGGCCUGUUAGCUUAGCUUUGUGUCUUCUCUCUGCUGUGUAGAAGGAGGAGAGGACAAUGCUGGAGGAUACACAGGCGGCCCUGUUGGACCUGGACAAAGUCACAGUGUUCUUCCGCCAGCUGGAGGAUGAAUGCCUGGUCGCAAGUAAGUAGACCCUUUCCCAUAGCAACAACAUCAUUUUGCAAUGGUGGCCAGUUUAAAGACUGAGUUGUGAGUUGUAUUUACGCAUGGUGGAGGAAGACCCACAUGGACACAUGCACACAUACACAUGCACACACGCAAACACAAAACACCUCAGUCAAACCAGCCUUAGUAAAAAAGACUUGUACAUCCCCAAUCUGUCCAUUUUCACUAACUGUAAGAUGGUUAGCCGAGAUUGCUGCGUUAAGCAAGCACAUCAGAUGCAUUUCCCAUUUAGGGGGAGAAAGCCACGGAUAAAAUGGGGAUGUACUAUUCUAGGUUACUACUCAGCAGUAAGCAUAACACACACAAUACAAAAAUUUUUAAAAACCUGUUUAAAUCACUUUUUGGAAAAUGGGCCCACUUUAGCAGUAUGGCGAGGUCUAACUAACUAGCACCAGCACAACGCAGUGGCUGUUGCUUAGGCGGACAGUUUGUGGAGGCUGUACUUUGAGGGAAAAAAGUAUUUGAUCCCCUGCUGAUUUUGUACGUUUGCCCACUGACAAAGACAUGAUCAGUCUAUAAUUUUAAUGGUAGGUUUAUUUGAACAGUGAGAGACAGAAUAACAACAAAUAAAUCCAGAAAAACGCAUGUCAAAAAUGUUAUAAAUUGAUUUGCAUUUUAAUGAGGGAAAUAAGUAUUUGACCCCUCUGCAAAACAUGACUUAGUACUUGGUGGCAAAACCCUUGUUGGCAAUCACAGAGGUCAGACGUUUCUUGUAGUUGGCCACCAGGUUUGCACACAUCUCAGGAGGGAUUUUGUCCCACUCCUCUUUGCAGAUCUUCUCCAAGUCAUUAAGGUUUCGAGGCUGACGUUUGGCAACUCGAACCUUCAGCUCUCUCCACAGAUUUUCUAUGGGAUUAAGGUCUGGAGACUGGCUAGCCCACUCCAGGACCUUAAUGUGCUUCUUCUUGAGCCACUCCUUUGUUGCCUUGGCCGUGUGUUUUGGGUUAUUGUCAUGCUGGAAUACCCAUACGACCCAUUGUCAAUGCCCUGGCCGUCAAGAUUUGACGGUACAUGGCCCUGUCCAUCGUCCCUUUGAUGCGGUGAAGUUGUCCUGUUCCCUUAGCAGAAAAACACCCCCAAAGCAUAAUGUUUCCACCUCCAUGUUUGACGGUGGGGAUGGUGUUCUUGGGGUCAUAGGCAGCAUUCCUCCUCCUCCAAACACGGCGAGUUGAGUUGAUGCCAAAGAGCUCCAUUUUGGUCUCAUCUGACCACAACACUUUUACCCAGUUCUCCUCUGAAUCAUUCAGAUGUUCAUUGGCAAAUUUCAGACGGGCAUGUAUAUGUGCAUUCUUGAGCAGGGGGACCUUGCGGGCGCUACAGGAUUUCAGUCCUUCACGGCGUAGUGUGUUACCAAUUGUUUUCUUGGUGACUAUGGUCCCAGCUGCCUUAAGAUCAUUGACAAGAUCCUCCCGUGUAGUUCUGGGCUGAUUCCUCACCGUUCUCAUGAUCAUUGCAACUCCACGAGGUGAGAUCUUGCAUGGAGCCCCAGGCCGAGGGAGAUUGACAGUUAUUUUGUGUUUCUUCCAUUUGCGAAUAAUCGCACCAACUGUUGUCACCUUCUCACCAAGCUACUUGGCGAUGGUCUUGUAGCCCAUUCCAGCCUUGUGUAGGUCUACAAUCUUGUCCCUGACAUCCUUGGAGAGCUCCUUGGUCUUGGCCAUGGUGGAGAGUUUGGAAUCUGAUUGAUUGCUUCUGUGGACAGGUCUUUUAUACAGGUAACAAGCUGAGAUUAGGAGCACUCCCUUUAAGGGUGUGCUCCUAAUCUCAGCUCGUUACCUGUAUAAAAGACACCUGGGAGCCAGAAAUCUUUCUGAUUGAGAGGGGGUCAAAUACUUAUUUCCCUCGUUAAAAUGCAAAUCAAUUUAUAACAUUUUUGACAUGCGUUUUUCUGGAUUUUUGUUUUGUUAUUCUGUCUCUCACUGUUCAAAUAAACCUACCAUUAAAAUUAUAGACUGAUCAUUUCUUUGUCAGUGGGCAAACGUACAAAAUCAGCAGGGGAUCCAAAACUUUUUUCCCUCACUGUAAGCUCAUCUGACAGUAUUAAUUUGAUAAAAAUCAGUUCAGUAACCCCCCUGAACUCUAGGUUUAGUAGAGCCAUGUGUAAGCAUUAUGGAGGCGGAGGGUUCCAGGAAGGUCUAAAACAUCACAGCCAAUCCCAAAGGAUUGCGGGUGGAUGGUCUUCAGAAGGAGGUCUGCUAACCUCACAGGGGUUGUGUUGUUCCCAGGGUUCCCACAGGGGGCGGAAUGAUUAAAUGAUAAAUUAAUCUGUUGCAGAGUUUACUACACUGAAUACCGAUAUUGUCAUUUGCAACAUAGUAUAUGUAACAUUGUAAUAGCUAUGAACAAGUUUAAACUGGAAGUAACCAAUCAUGCUGUAUUUGAGGAAAAUGUACUUACUAUGACUGUGAUAUGUGGUUUUCUCACCUAGCUAUCUUAAGAUGGAUACUCUAACUGUAAGUUGCACUGAAUAAGAGUGUCUGCUAAAUGACUAAAAUGUAAAUGUAAUGCCAAUAAGGACAAUCAGUAAGCCAAUGGGUAAUUGAAGGGAAAAUCCACCAUAACUAACCUCCCCUUCGGGUCAAAGGUGAAAGCUCAGCGGGUUUCUGUGGCAUACUACGGGUGGGUGUUGCUAUGGUGAUCAAUGAGCUAAGAUAAGGCGGGGAUUUGCCUAGCAGUGAUUUAUAGAUGGCCUGGAGCCAGUGGGUUUGGCGACGAAUAUGUAGUGAGGACCAACCAACAAGAGCGUACAGGUCACAAUGAUGGGUAGCAUAUGGGGCUUUGGUGACAAAACGGAUGGCACUGUGAUAGACUACAUCCAAUUUGCUGAGUAGAGUGUUGGAGGCUAUUUUGUAAAUGACAUCGCCGAAGUCAAGGAUCGGUAGGAUAGUCAGUUUAACGAGGGCAUGUUUGGCAGCAUGAGUGAAGGAGGCUUUGUUGCGAAAUAGGAAGCCGAUUCUAGAUUUAACUUUGGAUUGGAGAUGCUUAAUGUGAGUCUGGAAGGCGAGUUUACGGUCUAACCAGACACCUAGGUAUUUGUAGUUGUCCACAAGUUCUAAGUCAGACCCGCCGAGAGUAGUGAUUCUAGUCGGGUGGGCGGGUGCAAGCAGCGUUCGAUUAAAGAGCAUGCAUUUAGUUGUACUAGUGUUUAAGAGCAGUUGGAGGCUACGGAAGGAGUGUUGUAUGGCAUUGAAGCUCGUUUGGAAGUUUGUUAACAGUGUCCAAUGAAGGGCCAGAUGUAUACAAAAUGGUGUCGUCUGCGUAGAGGUGGAUCUGAGAGUCACCAGCAGCAAGAGCGACAUCAUUGAUAUACACAGAGAAUAGAGUCGGCCUGAGAAUUGAACCCUGUGGCACCCCCAUAGAGACUGCCAGAGUUCCAGACAACAGGCCCUCCGAUUUGACACAUUGAACUCUAUCGGAGAAGUAGUUGGUGAACCAGGCAAGGCAGUCAUUUGAGAAACCAAGGCUAUUUAGUCUGCCAAUAAGAAUGUGGUGAUUGACAGAGUGUGUGUGUGUGUGUGUGUGUGUGUUUUGUUUUCCCCAGACACGCCAGUGUGUUACCACGUAGAGGGCAGCCGGCAGGCCCUAAGGGUCACCCUGUACCUGGACAGCUGCCACUUCAGUGAGCUCCCCAAACGCCUGCAGAAAGGGGGCAGCCUCAAACUGCACACUGUGCUCUUUACCAGGGGUGAGUAGAAACAGAACAGUCCGCUAGUCUACCAUGUUGCUGAACUCAGUUGAGUCGAGUCGUCAUCAAAUCAAAGUUAGCUGAAUUCAAUUGAGUUGAUUCGAAUUAUCAUCAAAUCAAAUUUAGCUGAAUUCAUUUGAGUCCAGGCGGUGGUCAUCAAAUCCUCACUGAAUCACAGUUUGAUUAAUUGAAUUGAAUUGGAUGGAGUCGAGUCAAAUCAAAUGGCAUUGGAUUGAAUUUGAUGAAAUGCACUAGAGGCACGUUCAGGAAAUAUGUUGCAGGUUUAUAGAUACACAGAUCUUCACAAUGCAGAGGUAUAAAACCUAUCAAUUUGCUAUAAUCUUGAAUAUGCACACAGUUUUACAGAGAUGGUAGAAAUGAGAUGUAUAAAACAAUGUCUUCAUCCAUUCACCUGUAACAUUAGCCUGGAUAAGUCAUGCCAGGCACCCUAUUCCCUAUAUAGUACAUUCCUUUUCUGCACUAAAUAGGAACGUACUAUAUAGGGAAUAGGGUGCCUACACUGACCAUGGCUGCGUCCCAAAUGGCUCCCUAUUUCCUAUUUAGUGCCCAAAAUGAAUGUACUAUUUAGGGAAUGGGACCAUUUGGGAUGCAGCCCAUAUAUCUAUAAUAAUCAAGUUCAACAGAAUCUUUUACUCAGUAUCUCUAAAUCCCUUUCUCCUUACUGAUUAGUUGCUUAAAUGUAAUGUUCUAGUGAAUAUGCAAGCGUGAAAGUGCCUAUAGUCACAAACAAAAUACUAAUUAUAGCGUAUUUCUUAUGUAAUUGCCAUUUACGGUGUCAUAACUACCAUUUGAAUAACGUACUAUGAAGUAUAACCGGGAAAUGUAUUCUGUGCCUACCUAUCUACUUCCUCAAUGCUAUUAUUUCACUGCAGUGUCCCUUCGACCUUUGUUGGGUCCAUAUAAAUGGCUGGAAUUAUGCUGGAUUCCCUGUGUUAGGGAACCAUUCAUUUUCCAUCCACAUGUGCCAACUGGGACAAUAACCCUACAGGGAGGCUCACAUUGUUCAGUAGCCGCAAAGCAGAAGCCUGAAAUGUAAUACUAUUCUGCAGUCGGAGACCCAGAGAACUAGGGCUAAAUUGGGUGUCGUCGCCACCUACAGGCCACUCGUAUUGAAUACAGUUUUGUGUUCUGUGGUCUUAUUCAGCUGUCAGACGGUAUAAACUUGUAACUUUUAGCCAUUUAUAAAAGAAUGUUAGCAAUGUGUCUGUCUGUCUAGGUGCGUGUAUGUACUGUAUAUUAAUGUGUCUUCCUAUCCCUGGUGUGUGUGUGUUUGUGUGUGUGUGUGUGUGUGCCCGUAUGCCUAUGUGCUUGUCUGCAUAUACUGCAUUUUUACUGUGUUAACGCUGUCCCUGGAUCAGCCCUGGAGAGGCCAGAGGGAGUGUCCCAGCAGGACUGUGUGUCCAUGGAAGAGUUCCAGCAACGCAUCAACGCCCUCUCACUGGAAAAGGUCAAAGCCUACUACCGAAAACUCAGGUAGCAACCCACGCACUUUAUAUUGUGUUAUACUGUAUGUAUUGUACUACCCAUUGUGUUGUACUUCCCACUUGCAUUAAGGGGUAUUCGUAUGCUGAUUAGUUUGACUACUGUAUUAGCUUUGGAAGGUAGCAUGGAUGACGUUUGUUGAUGUGAAGUUUUUACAGGAAAUAGAGAAAAUGUAUAAUAUCAAUGGAUUCAUUAAUUGUUCAAUAGCAGUCAUAUUGAAUGAUAACUUGAGAAAGGCGCUUAACCCUAAUUGCUCUAGGGUCGCAUUGAUAAUGGCAGACCCUUGCCGUGACCCCCUCUCCGAGGGUGUCUCGGGGAGAGUGAGAUAUGCAAAAAAUACAUUUCUAAUUCAUACAUGCGUAUUAAUACACACUUGUACAUGUGUGAAAUAGGACAAAUAUAAGAACCACAAUUGUUAUUAUUAUCAAUUAUUAUAACCCUUUAUUGUGUUCUUAAAGGGCUUUUUACCUGGAGAAGUCAAAUCUUCCCACCGACUCCAACACCACAGCUAUGAAGAUAGACCAGGUAAACAGAAAUCAAAACUACUCUUUGUUUACAAACAAGCUCUGGGGCAGUACUUUUGACCUGAAAGGAAGUUGGAGUACUUAUUUUAAGAGUCUUAACGUCUUCUGUCCCCCCUCUCCUACCCAGCUCCUCAGACCCCUCAACACCCUGGACGACCUAUGUCGUCUGAUGCAGUCGUAUGUCAACGUGCAUCCCAACGCCGCAGGCCACCCCUCUGGCGUCAGCGUCCUCUGUGUGUCCUCGGAGCUGUGCGACCGCCUGGGCGCCUGCCACAUCACCAUGUGUGCCACUGGCAUGCAAAGGUCUGUCGUAUGACAUUGAAACUGAUGUAAUAGUGCUGACAGUUAGCGUCAGCUGGAGCAAACCCUCAUGCACAUCUACAGUUGAAGUCGGAAGUUUACGUACACUUAGGUUGGAGUCAUUAAAACUCGUUUUUCAACCACUCCACACAUUUCUUGUUAACAAACUAUAGUUUUGGCAAGUCGGUUAGAACAUCUACUUUGUGCAUGACACAAGUAAUAUUUCCAACAAUUGUUUACAGACAGAUUAUUUCACUUAUAAUUCACUGUAUCACAAUUCCAGUGGGUCAGAAGUUUACAUACACUAAGUUGACUGUGCCUUUAAAUAGCUUGGAAAAUUCCAGAAAAUAAUGUCAUGGCUUUAGAAGCUUCUGAUAGGCUAAUUUACAUCAUUUGAGUCAAUUGGAGGUGUACCUGUGGGUGUAUUUCAAGGCCUACCUUCAAACUCAGUGCCUCUUUGCUUGACAUCAUGGGAAAAUUAAAAGAAAUCAGCCAAGACCUCAGGAAAGAAAUGGUAGACCUCCACAAGUCUGGUUCAUCCUUGGGAGCAAUUUCCAAACGCCUGAAGGUACCACAUUCAUCUGUACAAACAAUAGUAAGCAAGUAUAAACACCAUGGGACCACGCAGCCAUCAUACCGCUCAGGAAGGAGACACGUUCUGUCUCCUAAAGAUGUGGGACCACCCAUACGUAAAAAUUUAUGCACACAUGACUGUAAGUCGCUUUGGAUAAAAGCGUCUGCUAAAUGGCAUAUUAUUAUUAUAUAUUAUUAACGUACUUUGGUGCGAAAAGUGCAAAUCAAUCCCAGAACAACAGCAAAGGACCUUGUGAAGAUGCUGGAGGAAACAGGUACAAAAGUAUGUAUAUCCACUGUAAAACAAGUCCUAUAUCGACAUAACUUGAAAGGCCGCUCAGCAAGGAAGAAGCCACUGCUCCAAAACCGCCAUAAAAAAGCCAGACCACGGUUUGCAAUUGCACAUGUGGACAAAGAUCGUACCUUUUGGAGAAAUGUCCUCUGGUCUGAUGAAACAAAAAUAUAACUUUUUGGCCAUAAUGACCAUCGUUAUGUUUGGAGGAAAAAGGGGUGGCUUGCAAGCCGAAGAACACCAUCCCAACCGUGAAGCACGGGGGAUCAUGCUGUGGGGGUGCUUUUCUGCAGGAGGGACUGGUGCACUUCACAAAAUAGAUGGCAUCAUGAGGAAGGACAAUUAUGUGGAUAUAUUGAAGCAACAUCUCAAGACAUCAGUCAGGAAGUUAAAGCUUGGUCUUCCAAAUGGACAAUGACCCCAAGCAUACUUCCAAAGUUGUGGCAAAAUGGCUUAAGGACAACUAAGUCAAGGUAUUGGAGUGGCCAUCACAAAGCCCUGACCUCAAUCCUAUAGAAAAUGUGUGGGCAGAACUGAAAAAGCGUGUGCGAGCAAGGAGGCCUACAAACCUGACUCCGGUACACCAGCUCUGUCAGGAGGAAUCGGCCAAAAUUCACCCAACUUAUUGUGGGAAGCUUGUGGAAGGCAACCCGAAACGUUUGACCCAAGUAAAACAAUUUAAAGGCAAUGUUACCAAAUACUAAUUGAGUGUAUGUAAACUUCUGACCAACUGGGAAUGUGAAGAAAGAAAAAAAAGCUGAAAUAAAUCAUUUUCUCUACUAUUAUUCUGACAUUUCACAUUCUUAAAAUAAAGUGGUGAUCCUAACUGAACCAAGACAGGGAAUUUUUACUAGGAUUAAAUGUCAGGAAUUGUGAAAAACUGAGUUUAAAUGUAUUUGGCUAAGGUGUAUGUAAACCUCCGACUUCAACUGUAUGUAUUGCUAUGUCAGGUGUAGUGCUUAAACAUACCCUACGUACAGUAUGCCUUACUCCUUUAAAACAGUGUAUUUUCAACCCCUUUCCAUUAGCUAAUCAUAACACAGUCCAAACACCUUUGACCUGCUGACCUCUGACCUUUGUGUUGAGCAGGUGCACCCUAAGCGUGACCCUUGAUCAGGCCAUGAUCCUGGCGCGGAACCACGGUCUCAUGCCCCGCUGCAUCAUGCAGACCAUGGACAUCAUGCGCAAACAGGUGCCCUAACUACACCCUUUUUACACCCCUUGCAACAGAUCUAAGUUCUGGGUCGUAUUCAUUAGGGUACAUCGUAGCAAAACGUUUAGCAACGGAAACCAAAGAUUAGCGUUUCUUAUUGGACAAGUUCAGGUAGUCCCUCCCUUUUUCUGUCCGUGUUUUUCGGCUUGGUGCCUAAUGAAUAAAACCCACAUCUCUCUCUAUCCCCUUGCUAAUCUUUAAUGGCCAGUGGCUGAAAAAUGGAAACGGAAUAUGAAAGGAAGCAACUUCCACCUACUGUAUAACAUAGCAUUACUAAAAAGUACUUUACUGAAUUCUAAGACAUUCACUACAUACAGUACAUCAGGACAACGAUGCAGUGGGAUGGUUAAAUGUAGGUUGCACGUAGUCUUUCCCCGAUAGAUGUGGGUUGCUCUCAACCUAAAGACAUUAGGUAGAAAUAUACACAUUGGGUACACUGUCUGAUCAGCUGAUUUGGGUACAGUAGCUGCAACCUUGUGGGCACUUGUCCUCAGUCUAAAUAUGUAAACAUUGUCUAACCCUCUCUCUUCUCUGAUAGGGCACCAGGGUAGAGAUCUCAGCUAAAAACCUAAAAGUGAUGGACCAGAUGCCGCCCGCAGCCCCAAGGUAUAGACAAUAGGAAUGAGUUCACUCUUAAGCCUUGUUCACAUUGGCUGUUUGAACUGACUCGAAUCCCAAAAAAAUGUGCAUGUCCGAUUCAAAUCUAUUCGUUUUCCUGCAGUCUGAAAAGUCAAAAAGCACAUGGAAUCGGAAAUUUCAAGCCACAUUUCAAACCACCUUCUUAGGUGGUUUGAUGUCGGAUACAAAUCUGAUUCCUAGCCAUGCGAUUUGUGUGAAUGGUCAAAUCUGAUUUGUUAUUUGGCAUAUCUUAGCUUGCUAGCUACUCUGUUGACAGUUUGACAAGAACAUAUGGUAGCUAACUAACUUGUUAAUUGUUCACAAACAAAUUAGGGAAUGUGUUACAAAGCUAAAUAGUUACCUAGCUAGCGAAGUAACUGCUGUGGUUAGGCAAAAAGGACUUGUUUUGAAAGUUGGAUCAUCUGAUCCUUAGAGGCUUUAAAUGUGUUCUUACGCUUGACCAUUCAAAGCAACUAGGAAAACAUCCAUGUCAGGAAUUGUUGCCAAUCAGCCUACACCAUUACACACACAUCCAUCAUUACUAUGACAACUAGCGUAGCCAUGUCAGCAAAUGACUGCUGGUCACUUGUAACUUGCUGUUUGGACAGGCAGUAUUCCAAAACUAAUUUGAAAAACAAAAUUUAUUUGAGCAUUAAGGCCUGCAGUGUGAACAAGACGGCACAAAUAGAUCUGGAACCAGGCUACACAAAUAUCAGAUCUUAAAAUAAUGUUUAAAAAUGUUUACUUCCCACAGGCUCUUCAAGUUGUGUCUGCCACCUGAAGAUGGAGAUCUAUAAGAGACUAGGCAUCGCUGUGUUUUUAUUCCUGGUAGAUGUAUUUGUUUGUAUUGGCGAUAAAACGAGGCCUCAGUGACUAGAGGUCAUGGGUGAAUGGGGGCGAGGUAGGAUGGGAGACCCCGCUCCCCCCAACCCCGCCCCCAAUGGAACAUUCCAGCACAGACACAGCAAGAGUCUGGAUCCCACAGGGUCCGUGGUGUCCUGUAUAGCACGACAAUGCUCACAUGGGGCUAUUAUUAACUGGAUUAAUGCAAAACUACCUGUAGCAGACAUUCUUCUUCUUUAUUCACUUUGCCUUGGACUGCAAUGCCAGAGUUGUCUCUUUCUCCUUCAGGCAGAGUGUGUGGUAUCGCAGCUGGGAACAGGUUGCCAUGUCUGCGGUUUUCUAA